Messenger RNA from Pleurotus ostreatus (oyster mushroom), 1476 nucleotides. RefSeq lists its product as uncharacterized. The transcript is spliced from 4 exons. The coding region runs from base 1 to 1476 and encodes 491 amino acids. The record is from RefSeq and is a predicted model, not a curated record. Lineage: Eukaryota; Fungi; Basidiomycota; Agaricomycetes; Agaricales; Pleurotaceae.
AUGCCCUUAUCGAUCGCUCAGGAAUGGAAACAUAUAGACGAACAUUCAUGGACAAGGCCACUCUGGUCAGCCGAAAGGUGUCUUGACAAUGAUAGCACGAAAGGCGAUGGACUCUACAAUAUCACUCGAGCGAUCUCUUUUUCUACGUCGAUCCCGAGAGAAAUUGUCACUGAGGAGCUUGUUGCUCAAGCGUGGAUCAAGACUCGUCAAUUGAAGCCCGAAGUUGGCGUUAGGUUUACGCCGGAUCAGGUGUCUGGGGCAAAUCGCAUGCAGUAUGAUGUUAUCUCAUCGGAGGACGAAGAACGACAAUGGCUUGAAGACACGCUUGUCUAUUCAAAGUCUAGCAACUGGCGAACCUUGUUCAACAGGUGCAUCGGACGAAGCCUCGCCACAGGGACUCGAGGUGGAUCUGCCUUGCUUGUCUUCGUACCGGGCGUCGAAUACCACAUUGCUAUCAUCAACAUCUCCCAUGUCAUUAACGACGCCACCGGCAAUCAUGCUCUCUUCGCCACGUUUCUCCAGUCCCUGCUUGACGUGGCUUACGCCCCACAACCAAAACAUCAUAUCUGGGGAGAAGAAGUCUCUCGUCUUCCUCAGAGUGCUCAAGGCGCGCUCGAGGAAGUGAUGGGCAAGGCCACGACGGAGCAGCUGCGACUGGGAGAAGAGCACUACAAAUAUCAGCUGUCGGCCUUCUCAAAGCGGUAUAUUUCCUUCCCCAUCCGCGAGAACUUUAGAGACUUGCCGCGGACGACGGGUUAUGCACACAUCUCCUUGGAUGAGAGGGAGACGAAUCACCUCCUGAAGAAAGCUAAGUCCAGAGAGAUAUCCCUGACCUUCGUCAUCGUCGCUGCUUUGGGCGUAGCGAUGGAGAAGCUGUUCGGUACCAAGACGGAAGAGGGAUCCGUUUUCAUGUUCACAUGCAACACUCGAAGAUGGUCGAACCCCAGCGAACGUAACAUUGCGUCGUCGAUGGCUUCCGCUAUCAACUUCGUUUGGGCUCCCAAGGAACUCAAAACAGAUAUUGGUUCCGUGGCCACGGCAGGAGCCGCUGAUAACGUUGCUUUGGAAGUAUACGCACGCCAUCUUCAGGGCGAGUUGAAAGCCAUGCUGAAUACGCCCAAGUCGGUUUGGGGAUACUCGUAUCUUACUCCGGGGUAUUGCGGGGCACUUGAUAACGUUGACUGGAAUCAACCGCGGCCAGCUGGGUUGGCGGUGUCCUCGCUGAACAGGAUUGAGAGGGGUCUCCCUGAUAAAUACACUAGUAAGGACGGCGAACACACGAUAUCCCUUGCACCAGAUGGGUACCGCGUUCAGCUCAGGCAGAUAGAUUUCCAGCCGUGGUCCCACAUAUACACAUUUCAGGGUAAACUUACUGUCACUUUGGAGUUCUGCGUCAAGUACUACAAGCCGGAGGUUAUGCAGAGGGUUCUUGACUCUGCCAGUGACAUACUAAAGAGCUAUUCUUGCCGGUUGUAA